This is a messenger RNA of Daphnia carinata, 2370 nucleotides long. RefSeq lists its product as uncharacterized. The transcript has 2 exons. The record is from RefSeq and is a predicted model, not a curated record. Gene Ontology annotation, molecular function: protein binding. Lineage: Eukaryota; Metazoa; Arthropoda; Branchiopoda; Diplostraca; Daphniidae. The coding region runs from base 501 to 1583 and encodes 360 amino acids.
GAAAUUCACAAUAAGCAUUUCGCCCGUAACUUAAUUGAACAAAUGCUGAUCAAGAAACCUGAUGAAAGAAUUACAUCCGAAAAAGUUGUUAUUCAACUUCAAACCAUAAAAAUCAAACUUACCGAAGAAGAAGAAAAACUGCUUCGGUUGUGUGCACAACCUCGAACACCAGAUAAUAACAUAUUACCUUGGCCAUUCGCAAAUUCAAAACGAAUUAGGAAUGACAUCAAAUUUUUAAUGCAAUUUGGCAUCGACAUAAACGCAAAGGACAACAAUGGAAGUAAUGCGCUUCAUCUUUUGUGUAGAUAUAAUUCAAGCCAACACUUAAUCGAUGAGAUUAAACUCUUGAUCGAACUCGGCAUCGACAAAAACGCAAAGGACAACAAUGGAUGGAAUGCGCUUCAUCUGUUAUGUCUAUUCAGUUCAAGCCCACACUUAAUCGAUGCGAUUAAACUCUUGAUCGAACUCGGCAUCGACAAGGACGCAAAGAUCAACGCUGGAUGGAAUGCGCUUCAUCUUUGUGUUAUAACAAUUCAAGCCCACACUUAAUCGAUGCGAUUAAACUCUUGAUCGAACUCGGCAUCGACAAAAAACCAAAGGACAACAAUGGAUGGAAUGCGCUUCAUUAUUUGUGUCGAUUCAAUUCAAGCCCACAUUUAAUCGAUACGAUUAAACUCUUGAUCGAACUCGGCAUCGGCAAAAACCCAAAGGACAACGAUGGAUGGAAUGCGCUUUAUCUUUUCUGUAGAUAUAAUUCAAGGCAAGACUUAAUCGAUGAGCUCUUGAUCGAACUCGGCAUCGACAAAAACGCAAAGGACAACAAUGGGUCGAAUGCGCUUCAUCAGUUAUGUCUAUUGAGUUCAAGCCCACACUUAAUCGAUGCGAUUAAAUUCUUGAUCGAACUCGGCAUCGACAAAAACCCAAAGGACAACAAUGGAUGGAAUGCGCUUCAUUAUUUGUGUCGAUUCAAUUCAAGCCCACAUUUAAUCGAUGCGAUUAAACUCUUGAUCGAACUCGGCAUCGACAAAAACCCAAAGGACAACAAUGGAUGGAAUGCGCUUCAUUAUUUGUGUCGAUUCAAUUCAAGCCCACACUUAAUCAAUGCGAUUAAACUCUUGAUCGAACUCGGCAUCGACAAGGACGCAAAGGACAACAAUGGGUCGAAUGCGCUUCAUCUGUUAUGUCGAUUCAAUUCAAGCCAACACUUAAUCGAUGCGAUUAAACUCUUGAUCGAACUCGGCAUCGACAAAAACGCAAUAACUAAGGCUGGAUCAAAUGCGCUUCAUCUUUUGUGUCGAUACAGUUCAAGCCCACACUUAAUCGAUGCGAUUAAACUUUUGAACGAACUCGGCAUCGACAAAAACGCAAAGGACAACAAUGGGUCGAAUGCGUUUCAUCUUUUGUGUCUAUACAAUUCAAGCCCACACAUAAUUGAUGCUAUUAAACUCUUGAUCAAACUCGGCAUUUACAAGGACGCAAAGGAUAACGGUGGAUCAGAUGCACUCGAUUUGAGCCGGCGCAAUCCAAAUCUUACAAAGUGCAACGUAGACGAAAUCCUUAAACCGGAUGAGGUGCAAUUAUAACGAUAUUAAAGCUUUUCGCAAGAUAAACAGGCAAAAAAAGGCUGCGUUGCAACAGACUAGACUCUCGGCAAAAUACGGUUUAUAAUAGUUAGAAUAGACAGUGCGACGCACCACGUCAGCUGGAGUAUGCAGAAAACGAACCUUGUAACACAAGUGAAUAAAAGAGUUUGAGGAAACGUAACGAAAACUUCCGUAACUUGUCUGCGAAAAAACAAUCUACGAUUUCUGGGCCAACUGCAAAACGAACGACCACACAUCCACUAACACAACUCUGCUAUCGUUGGAAAACUCACUUUAGGAGAAACAUGAGGCAUCAGUCGAGUAAUUGUGUGCUAACUAUACGGGAAUAAAGGGCGACCCAGUUCUACAUCAACAGCACAAAGUCAAACGGUAUGCAAUGGCGGCAUCCUGAAAUCGACUCAACUUUGUUGUUAAUCCAUUUACUUAAUUUACUUUCACCUAAAAUAUUUUUUUGCCAAAUUCCGAGGAAAACGCACACCAAUCAAAAAAGGUAAUUCGAUCCUCCAUACAAUCUAACGUGCGCGCACAUCUCUUAAGUUUUGUAAAAUGUAAAACCCGAAUACAAAAACUAACCUGGAAAUGCACCACGUGAUCUUCAUCGAAAGUAGGUAAUCUGCUGGACACUACACACAUUUGAUAUUUAGACGCUUUCCGCUUUACACCCGGAGUUUUGAUGAUUGCAGCGUGGUCACCAAUGAGCUGACUUGUGGUCCAUCGUAAAUUGACGUGUAAAACAUUCCACCACUGAUGGACAAUCAGCUUUUGC